CUGCUCCUCAAACACCACCGAUAGCAGUGACGUUCCAUCCCCCUCCACCACACAAACGGGGUUGAAGGUGGGAAAAUCUUCAGUAGACUUUGGGGCUGUUGCCGCAAAAAGUCUGUGAUGUCAGGCUUCUUGCGACGAGACGAGCCCGGGGAGGGGGUGAAGCCCCUUCAAGGAGGGGAGUGUGGGCGAACCGCAAAACUUUGCCCGUCUUCCUGGGUGUAAUUGCUCCCUCAUAAGCAACGGUGCUUUUCACCUUGCCCCCCCUUCGUAUCUUUUCUAUUCUCUAUCCUCACAAUACGAAGCUGAAAAUACCUGCAAGUCUAACUUCAUCUGCUCUUGUAUCCAUCUCUGCCCUAUACUUCUUCGUAUCAUAUCGUAUCGUUGUACCUUUCCAUAUUCGUAUACACACAUCCACCCCCACGAUGAGGCUCAUCAUCCGCGACGAUGCCGAGGCCGCCAGCGCCUACGUAGCCAACUACGUCGUUGAUCGCAUCAAGCACUUCAACCCUACCCCGGCUCACCCCUUCGUCCUCGGCCUGCCUACAGGAAGCAGUCCGCUCGGUGUAUACAAGAUCCUUGUUCAGAAGUACAAGGCUGGAGAGAUCUCUUUUGAAAAUGUCAUCACCUUCAACAUGGACGAAUACGUCGGCAUCCCCCGCGACCACCCAGAAUCAUACCACUCCUUCAUGUGGAAGCACCUCUUCUCCCACGUCAACAUCCACCCCCAAAACGUAAACAUCCUCAACGGCCAAAACCCAAACCUCGAAGCCGAGUGCGUCGCCUACGAAUCCAAGAUCAAAGCCGUCGGCGGCAUCGACCUCUUCCUCGCGGGCAUCGGCGAGGACGGGCACAUCGCCUUCAACGAACCCGGCAGCUCCCUUGCCUCCCGCACCCGCGUCAAGACGCUCGCCUACGACACCAUCCUCGCCAACUCGCGCUUCUUCGGCAACGACGUCGACCAGGUGCCCCGGCUUGCGCUGACCGUCGGCGUCCAGACUGUCCUCGAGGCGCGCGAGGUCGUGGCCAUCAUCCUGGGCGCGAAGAAGGCGCUCGCGCUGCAGAGGUGUAUCGAGCAAGGUGUGAACCACAUGUGGACGCUGUCGAGCUUACAGCUGCACCCUCACCCCAUGAUCGUCGUCGACGAGGACGCGACGCUCGAGCUGCAGGUCAAGACGGUCAAGUACUUCAAAUCCAUCGAAAAAGUAGCCCGCGAACAAGGCUUCGAACAAAUCCUCCCCUCCAAAAUCCGUACCGGCCCUUCCCCGCCCCCCAUACCCAUAACCCGCAUCGACGAAGUCGACACCCCGACAAUCCUCCACCCGCAACCCACAACCUCGCGCCUGCUCCGCGCCUCCCCGGCGACAGAGUACCCAAUCCGCUCGCGCUCCACGUCCCCGGACAUCGAGCUCGUCUUCGAGAGCAUGGCCUCCCGCACAAAGUCCCCCUCCGAGCAACAGCUCCGCGCCGUGACGCCUGAUCUCGUCACGGACAGGAUGGCGGAGCGGAUCCCGGGGGUUCCUGCGCUUGCGGGACGGUUGACGCCUAAUCCGGAGCAGCAGCAGCAGCAGCAGACUUCUUCGAUUAGUAGAUCUGCGACGCCCGAGUUGGUACCGGAUCGUAUGGCGUCGAGGAUCCCCGAGCCUUCGCUUGCGAGGCGGUUGACGCCGAACCCGGAGCAGCAGAUGAUGUCGCGGGUAAAUGCCGUUGGUGCUUGAACGACGGGACACCCUUUGAUUCUUUCGUUUUGUGAUUUUGUAAGCAUAUUUGGAGACUUUUACCCCUUUUUUUCUUUUUUCUUUUUUCAUUCACUCGCUAGAUGCGAAGCAAAUUGAGAGAUGCAUUGCGGAGAGGCCUCAAACAGAAUGUAGCAUAGUAGACUACGGCCAAAAUAAAGGCAAGGGAAAGAAAAACUUCAUGAGACUAGAUUUAUGACUUGGUGGUAUAAGAAUGAGACUUUUGUGUGAGGAAGCAAAAUUACCCCUGAACUGGGGGUUUGUAGAGCAGGUCUCGCAGUGUACUAGAUGAAGGCACCUGAAAAAUGAAUUAGAAGAAUGUUAAGAGGGUUGCGUACAGUAUCUUCCUGUGUUGCAUCUUUUGGAUGUUUGAUACGUCAAGUACCGUGUAGCAUGCAACGCUGCGAAUGAAAAACCCGACCUCUGAAAGGAGCCG
This is a messenger RNA of Colletotrichum godetiae, 2169 nucleotides long. Its product is annotated as glucosamine-6-phosphate isomerase. The coding region runs from base 423 to 1715 and encodes 430 amino acids. The transcript is spliced from 4 exons. Gene Ontology annotation, cellular component: cytoplasm. Lineage: Eukaryota; Fungi; Ascomycota; Sordariomycetes; Glomerellales; Glomerellaceae. Gene Ontology annotation, molecular function: identical protein binding; glucosamine-6-phosphate deaminase activity. Gene Ontology annotation, biological process: D-glucosamine catabolic process; N-acetylglucosamine catabolic process; carbohydrate metabolic process. The record is from RefSeq and is a predicted model, not a curated record.